Molecule: messenger RNA, 5858 nt
Organism: Drosophila mojavensis
Lineage: Eukaryota; Metazoa; Arthropoda; Insecta; Diptera; Drosophilidae
Gene: cora
Product: protein 4.1 homolog
Exons: 17
Coding region: 452-5632 (1726 amino acids)
Cellular component (GO): cytoskeleton; plasma membrane
Molecular function (GO): actin binding; structural molecule activity
Source: RefSeq, a predicted model, not a curated record
UGUUCCGUCGACUCUGCCGCUUAAAUACAAAAUAAAUAUAUCUCAGUACCAGUUUGCUCUUCGUGCGUAGCAUUUCGAAUAUUUUUACCACGGUAUUCAACGACGACGACAACAACAGCAACAACAACAACAACAGCAGUAACAAAUUGUCUUUUUUCGUGUUCGAUAGAAAAAAGUGGCCAAGAAUUUGUUUAUGUGUAUUGUUGCGCGUGCAAGUGUGUGUGAGUGUAAAUUAUUAUUUGCAAAGCGAUUUGUGGUGUGAAAAGUGAAAACAAGUGGGAAAAGCGCCGCAAAGUAUUCAACGCUUCCAGUGGAUUGGAUUAUCAACUGAAUAUCAAGGCAGAGCUAACUCCUCGCCAGGCAACAACUGCGGUCAGCUGCAAGUAGAACAAGGCACAGUUCACCUUCAAUUUUCUAAUCGAUUGCAACUCGGCAAACUGAGUGCGUAGCGAUGCCAGCGGAAACUAAAGCAUCCGCGCCAGCGGAACCGGAAACGCCGACCAAGAGCAAAGGGAAGAGCUCAUUGACCUUCUCAAAGGCCGCAUUGGCACGCGUCACACUGCUCGAUGGCUCCAUACUGGACGUAACGAUUGAUCGCAAAGCCAAAGGCCGUGACCUGGUGAACUCCAUUUGCGCCGGUCUAAACAUCAUUGAGAAGGAUUACUUUGGCCUGACCUAUGAGACGCCCACCGAUCCGCGUGUUUGGCUGGAUUUGGAGAAGCCCGUCGCGAAAUUCUUUCGUACGGAUCCCUGGCCACUGGCAUUCGCCGUCAAGUUCUAUCCACCGGAGCCAUCGCAGCUCCAGGAGGACAUCACGCGCUACCAUCUGUGCCUGCAAGUGCGCAAUGACAUCCUGGAGGGCCGUCUGCCCUGCACCUUUGUCACGCACGCCCUGCUCGGCUCGUACCUGGUGCAGUCCGAGAUGGGCGACUAUGAUCCCAAGGAAAUGCCAACCCGUGCCUAUCUGAAGGACUUCAAAAUCGCACCCAAUCAGACAGCAGAGCUCGAGGACAAGGUCAUGGAUCUGCACAAGACCCACAAAGGUCAAUCGCCCGCUGAGGCUGAGCUCCACUACUUAGAGAAUGCCAAGAAGCUGGCCAUGUACGGCGUGGACUUGCAUCCUGCCAAGGACUCCGAGGGCGUGGACAUUAUGCUGGGUGUGUGUGCGUCCGGUUUGUUGGUUUAUCGCGAUAAGCUGCGCAUAAACCGUUUCGCUUGGCCAAAGAUCUUGAAGAUCUCGUACAAGCGUCACCAUUUCUACAUCAAGAUACGACCGGGCGAAUUCGAGCAAUACGAAUCCACCAUCGGUUUUAAGCUUGCUAACCAUCGGGCCGCCAAGAAGCUGUGGAAGUCCUGUGUGGAGCACCACACCUUCUUCCGCCUGAUGACGCCAGAGCCCAACACACGGUCCACUCUAUUCCCACGCUUUGGCUCCAAGUACCGCUUCUCGGGUCGCACCCACUACGAGAGCAAGGCCACGCCUGUCGACCGUACGGCGCCCAAGUUCGAUCGGGCACUAUCCGGCGCACGGCUCUCAUCUCGUAGCAUGGAUGCCUUGGCCAUGGCUGAGAAGGAGAAGGUGGCCCGCAAGAGCAACACCUUGGACCAUCGUGGCGAUCGCAGCCAGGACACAGAACCGCUAAGCCGCAGUCCCAUCAAGAACAAGAAGGACAAGUUAAUACGCGAAUCGAGCACCGGUACAGCCUCAGCCUCCUCGCAGAGCUCACUCGAGGGAGACUAUGAGACCAACAUCGCUGCCGAAGCGGCGUCCGCUCUCGGCGAUUUUCCGUCUCUCGCUCAGGAUGAAGAAAAGGAGGCAAAGUUACGCGAGAAGAAGCUGAGAGAGAAGGAGGAGAAGGAGCGCAAAGAGCGCGAGAAACGCGAACAAAAGGAAAGAGAGAAGGCCGAGAAGGCGGCUAAGGCAGCUGCCGCCGCUGCUGCAGCUGGCAUUAACGGUGAUGAUCCUAAUGAAUCAAAGAAGUCCGAUACAUCUGGCAGACGUGGUAUUGGUAUAUUCUCGUCGGGUCGCAAGAGCAAGAGCGGUUCACCGUCCAAGGAUGGCAAGGAUAAGUCCGGCAAGGACAAGGAUAAGGAAGUGGGUCGCCUCGGUUUGGUCGUUACCUCGGGUCUGAUCGAGCAGGAACAAGGCGAUGCCAAUAAGGAUGCGGACAAAAAACGUGGCUCUACCACACCCGGCGUCACCCGGCCGUACGAGUACGCCGUCGAUGCCGAGGGCAAUGCCAGUAGCCCGACGCGUAAGUCCUACACGCCUGGCGGCUUCCGCUACGACCAGGACCCGAAUAGCGGCAAGCAGCUAGGUCCCGAUGGUCAGGAACAGCUGUCGCCGACGUCGCAGCAGAAGAAGAUCGGUCUGGCCUUCAACUAUGCGCCAGGCAAUGAGAGUGCUCUGAAGGAGACUGCCGAGAAGAUCAAGUCGGGUCAACUGUCCCCUCGCACGCAAGAUAAGCUGAAUCGGGGACAGCUCUCGCCCAAGUCCAGAGCGAAAUUGCUGCAAGACGGCAGCCUCUCGCCCACCACUCGGGCCAAGCUGCAAGGCAGCGCUGUGGAUGCCGCUGCAGUGCCACUGAGCGAUGGCCAGAAGCGCUCCUACUCACCCACCAAGGGUCAGCAGGGCCAGCAAGGCUAUGCAUCGGGUGCUCCCGGCAGCUAUAAGCCGAUCAUUGAUCCCACUGCCGAGUUCCUCGAAUCACAGCGCUAUAAUAAGGAGCCCGGAUAUGUGGGCGUGGCAGCUGGUGCUAAGCCUGGCUCGCCCAAGAAAGCUGCAGCUGGAGCUGGGCCAGGAUCUCGCGCUAGUGCUGGUCCUGGUGCAGCGGCUGCAGCUGCUGCGGCUAAGCCCAAGAAGAAGCGCGUUAAGAUUAUGGUUAUUACCUCCAAAUUCGAUCCGAAUACCAAGCGCAUCGAUGCCGAGAAUGGCACAAUUGAGCACUCGACGGGCAUCCUUGAUCCAGCCACGGGCCGCAUUGAUACUAAGUACGGCGUAAUUGAUCCCCAGAAUGGAACUCUGGAGGCUCUGAAUACACAGACAGGCAAAAAGGAGUUGUUCAAGGGCGAUGUGGAUCCAAAGACGGGCAAUUUGCAUUUGAUUAGCGGUGUCUCAGAUCCAAAGACAGGACGCAUCGAUAACUCGUUGGGUCAGAUUGUUUGCAUAACGCCACAGGAUAAUCCUGUCGUUGAGCUGACGGUCAUCACGAGUCGCAUUGAUCCCGCAACGGGCAAGAUCGAUACCGUUAAUGGAGAGGUCGAGCGCUCGCUGGGUGUCUUGAACUUGAGCACUGGCUUGCUGGAUACGAAAUACGGUGAGAUUGACACACGCAAGGGUGAGCUCAAGGCCUACGAUCCCAAACAUGGCAAAAUUGUGGUCACCAAGAAUGUCAAGGUUGAUCCUGGCACUGGCCAAAUCACCAUCUUGGGCGUCAUUGAUCCGAAAACGAACAAGAUUGAUCCUAACCAGGGUCGCAUCAUUGAGGUUGGCCAGCAAAUUGAUCCAAUUGUUGAGGUUACUUCUCUGGCUGGCAAGUUCGAUUCGAAGAAGAACAUUAUCGAUCCCAAGACAGCUCAAGUGGAGACAUCUGGCGGACAGUUCGAUCCCAAGGCGGGCAAAAUCGACACCAAGUAUGGCCAAAUCGAUUUGGUUAAGCACACAAUCACCUUUACCGAUCCCAAGUCGGGCAAAUCGGUGACAAGGGACAUUAAGAUCGAGCCAAGCACCGGACAGAUCGUGCUGAAGAACCAAGUCAACCCCAAGAACAACAAACCCGACAAGGAUUAUGCCCGCAUCAUUUCACUACGCAUUGUCCAACAGCGCGUGGAUCCAGUUACAAAAGCGCCCAUCACAGAGGUCAGCGCCGCCAAGGACAAGGACAUUGUCGUUGAUCCCAAAUCGAACCAGAUCUGGGUGCCGACCGGAGCCAAUGAUCCCAGCACUAAGGAACUGCAAUAUAUUUCCAGCAGCGUGGAUCCCAAGACGGGCUACGUCAUCACCAUCUAUGGCUACCUCGAUCCCAAGACCCAUGAGAUCAAGAAACAGACCAAACUCGACCCCAACACCAUCAAAAUCGAGCCGACUUCCGGCAAGAUCUACACCGCCACAGGUGAAACGGAUAAGGCAACCGGUGAACCGCUUUACGCUGCCACUCAGGUGGAUCCGGAGUCCGGUGAGGUCUAUACCAAGCUGGCUCGCGUUGAUCCCAAGACUGGCAAAAUUGUUAUUGUACGCAUUUUGCUGAUGACCAAGACAGACGAGCGUGGCCGGCCCGAGGAAGUUGAUCCAGAGAAUUGUGAAAUCGAUCCGGUUUCCGGUCGUGUUCUUAAGUUCUUCAACAAAACCGUUUAUGUUUAUAAUAUGAUUGAUCCGAUAACUGGUGAAACUGUGCAGGUCGAUCCCAAUGAUCCACGCUUCGCGGGCGCCCGCACCACUGUGACCCACACGAUGACGCUGACUGGUGAAAUAGAUCCGGUGACGGGACGCAUUAAGAGCGAGUACGGCGACAUUGAUCCCAAUACGGGCGACAUAGAUCCGGCUACGGCUGUCACCGAUCCCGUUACCGGCAAGCUGAUACUCAACUACUCCCAGAUCAAUCCCGCACACUUCGGCAAACAGGCCCAGGUGCAGACCACCACAGAGACGGUGCCGAUCACACGCCAGCAGUUCUUCGACGGGGUCAAGCACAUUGGCAAGAGCGCGCUGCGUCGCGACUCCGAGGCCAGCUCCGACGACGACAUGACCCAGCAGUACGGCACAGAUAAUGUCCAGGACAUUGUGCUGACCUCAGCGAACCAAGCGGGCGCCGGCGGCAAGCUGGGCAAGCAAGUGAGCACGCCCACGGUGGUAAAGACGACAACGAAACAGGUGCUGACCAAGAACGACGACGGUGUCACCCACAACGUGGAGGAGGAGGUGCGCAAUCUGGGCACCGGCGAGGUGACCUACUCGACGCAGGAACACAAGGCUGAUGCAACACCUACCGAUCUGAGUGGCGCCUACGUCACGGCCACCGCAGUCACCACCCGCACAGCAACCACGCACGAGGAUCUGGGCAAGAACGCCAAGACGGAACAGCUCGAGGAGAAGACCGUAGCCACCACCCGCACCCUAGACCCCAACAAUCAGCAGCAGCGCGUCGUCACCCAGGAGGUGAAGACGACGGCAACGGUAACGAGUGGCGAUCAGUACCAGAGACGCGACAGUGUGUCAUCGACCAGCUCUGGCGACUCCGGCACACCCAUCGAUGGGCCAUACGAUGGCUCCAGCGUGGUGCGCACUGACACUCAGAAAUCUCCGCUAUAUACAAGCUCUGCAACCGGAUCCACUGGCCCGCACGUCGAAAGCACCCGAGUGGUGCUCGGCGAGGAUUCGCCCGGCUAUUCAGGACAUGGCGAGAUCAUCUCCACGCAAACCGUGAGCAGUAAAACCCGCACCGUCGAAACGAUUACCUACAAAACCGAACGCGAUGGCAUUGUUGAGACCCGUGUGGAGCAGAAGAUAACCAUUCAAUCCGAUGGCGAUCCAAUCGAUCAUGACAAAGCCUUGGCUGAGGCAAUACAAGAGGCGACGGCCAUGAAUCCAGACAUGACAGUCGAGAAGAUUGAAAUUCAACAGCAAACGCAGUAGAUUUUAUAAUUACUUUUAAACAAUUACGAUGUAAAACCCGCACAGCUUCACACACACACACACAUAUAUACCCACGCACACCACCACCAACAACAAUAACAACCACAUAAACAAUCAAAAUAUCAAAAUACACACAGCACAUCCAGUACACCUUUUAUACAACCUACCUACACACAUACAUAUACAACUAAGUUUAUAGAAACGGAAUUCAAUAUUUUCUAUAUAU